AUGGUAAAGCUAAGCAGACUGGAAAAGAAUACAAAGAAUGCAAUGCUAUCCACGCUAUUUCUAAAUAGGAUACUUGGAUACAGGGGUAUUGUUGAUUUCUAUCAUAGGAAAAAGUCGCCACUAUAUCUUCUUAAAAGUUCGUACCCCAGUUGGGAUACUUACCAAAAUAAAGUAAAUCAAUACGAAAAAUGGAAACCCACCCCAAAGGAAACGGAUAAGUGCCUCGUGUCAUUGGCAAAGAAUAACCGUAGCAAACGCGUAUGCAAGUUGUCGUCUUCGUGUUACACGGUGCUGGUGAACGGCACUAAUUUCGGUUAUUCCCUAACCCACAGGUUGCUCAUAUUGCUUCAAGCUCACCGCGGACGAGGUUGCACUAUAUUUUCUACGCGAGAAGACAAAGAAUUGCUUGGCUUGUUCUGCUUGAAAAUAUUUCGCGAAGCGAACUUCAUAGCUAACAAUGGAUACAAAAUGCUCGAUUUGAUGUUAGAACAAAUGACUCUGUGCUCGCUGGCCGGCUACGCGGACACGCUACGCCGUUCCUGGUUUAUGGAAGUGUUGAAGCAUCAGACUUCGGUCGGCUGCUUCUCCCCUAGACUGCCUUUAGCGACGAUAUUUUAUCAGAACGCAAAUUUAAGUUCAUGGAAUUUUUCUCCAAAAUCGCCGAAUAUGUUAGGAGGGGCCUGCGACAGGCACUUCACCGCUGUCGCAGUUGGGGCAUUGUCUGGCGCGUAUAUAAAAUCUUUAACACUGAUAUUGAAUUUCGCUUUAGAACAACCGAACGAGGUUGAUGUGGACUUUGCGUUUGUCUUAUCAAUAGCCUAUGAUAAUUUAAAUCACGUUCUGGUAAAAAAGGUACAUAAGUUACCGGAAGAAUUAAGGGUAUACAUCAGAACGUUCUUAGACAUCGAUAGCAAACUGCUUCAAUAUUUUUGGUCAAUGAUGAGCAAAGGCGAGGGCAAAGUAUUAAUUUUAAAUAGAAAGGUAUCAACCCUAUUUAUGAAUAGGACUCUGGGAGUUAGGGCAAUCAGUGAAUUUAACAAGAAAAGGAAAUCGCCUCUCAGCAAGUAUAGAGAUAUAUAUCGACAGUGGAGAAAAUAUGAAAUCAAAGUAAAGCAAUUAUCUAGAUGGAGGCCAAAUCCAACGGAAAGCGAUAAAUGCUUGAGAGCGGUGGCGAGAAACAGUAUCGGUAAACAGGUGUGCGCGAUAUCGAAUAUGUGCACUGAGAUGUUGAUAAACGGCACAAACUUCGGAUAUGCUCUUACUCGCAGAUUACUUUGGUUAAUACAAGCUCGGAGAGGACGUGGCUGCUAUUUAUUGUCCGAAACUGAAGACAAGGAACUAAUCGACUUGUUUUGCACGAAGAUGUUUUAUGAAGCCCACUACAUAGCUUCUAAUAAAUUCGUGUUGUUUGACCUACUUUUAGAACAAAUAACCCUGUGUUCUUUGGCGGGAUACGCGGACAUUCUUCGUCGUUCAUGGAUCUUAGAAAUGUUGAAACAUCAAACACCAUUCGGAUGUUUCAGUUUAACAUUGCCCGCUCCGAAAGAAAUGCCUUAUAAUUACGAGGAACGCCAAAAACCAUGGAGAUUCUACGCAUCAGGCACGAGUAUGUUGGGUGGUGUCUGCAGCAGGCAACUUACUCUUGUCGCUACAGGAGCCGUAUCGUCUGCACUUAGAUAUGUACUGGAGGAGAAAUCGUUCAUGGAA
Messenger RNA from Iphiclides podalirius (scarce swallowtail), 1707 nucleotides. The record is from the annotation of a GenBank genome assembly. Lineage: Eukaryota; Metazoa; Arthropoda; Insecta; Lepidoptera; Papilionidae.